UCCCGCCCCCCCCUUAAAAGCACUCAAAAGCGUUUGCUCCAAGCUCUUUCGGAGUGCAGAAGGGGAGAGGCCAAAACAAUUCAACUGACAAGAGACAAAAACUCAGUUCAGGUCUGAAAACGGUUUCUCAGCCGCAGCAUGACAAGUCUUUCUGCAGACUUCACUAAAAGAAAAGAAAAGGCCAAACCCAUCGAGCCGGACAAGGUGAAAGAACAACAGGAGAUUCUUGUUACCCCUACAGCAGACGUAGAGCAUCACCCUCGUCCUCUUCUCCCGUUUCUGUCUCAUUACUAAUCACCAACGAUAUAAAGAUGAAUGGGUGUGGAUCUUCAGCACCCAGUUCUGUUUCUGUGACAAGUCGACACUCCAAAGAUUAUCCUCCAGAAUUCAAACCACCAAGAAAAAGAAAGAGGACAUCUGAGGAGUUAUCAACAUACAGCUUUGUGUCUCGGAGGACGGAUCACUCCAAAGAUUAUCCACCAGAAUUCAGCAAUCAACCCGUCCAGCCAAAAUUUCCUAAAAUCAGGAAGAUGAUGAAACCUCCGGGAGAACCGACAUCUUCUACCGCCAGUUUUGUUUCUGAGAAGAGUCACCACUCCAAAGAUUAUCCGCCAGAAUUCAGCGAUGAACCCUUCAUAAAAAAAAAAUGUGUGCUCAAACAGGUCUUUGAGUCUCAGACCAUGGACUUCUUAAAGCAAGCUCUGAGAACACAUGAAGAAUUGUUUAAGGAGAAGCAAGAGGACGAAUAUGAUCAACAGCAUGAGAUUGAUGAUGAAACUAAGGAAGCUGCUAUGAAGAUUGCCCUGCAUGUUCUGAGGACCAUGAAGCAGGAUGAAUAUGCCCACACACUCGAGCAAAGUCAUUAUGGGGUAACUGCAAUGUACCAAAAGAUACUUAAACCUGACCUGAAGAAGAAAAAUGAGUGCCUACUGGAAAAUACGCAUAAGUGGCCGGUGCCUCUUCAAAAGAUUUAUACAGAGAUCUAUCUGAUAGAAGGAGACAGUGCAGAUGUCAACCGUGAACAUGAAGUCAGACAAGUUGAAGCAGCAUUCAACAAACGGAAAUCUUUUGAAAUAAAGAUCAGGUGUGAGAACGUCUUCAAGCCCUUACCAAACCAACUGGCCAAACCAAUCAGAACUGUGCUCACCAAGGGGAUAGCAGGCAUUGGCAAAACUGUGUUGACACAGAAGUUCAUGUUGGACUGGUCAACAGAGAAGGCCAAUCAAGACAUCCAACUCCUGUUUUCACUUCCUUUUAGGGAGCUGAAUUUGUUGAAAAAUGAAACAAGAAGUUUGAUGGAGCUCCUGUAUGACUUCUCUCCAGGCCUAAAAGAAUCUGGAAUCACAGACCUGACUAAGUGCAAAGUUCUGAUUGUACUGGAUGGUCUUGAUGAGUGCAGACUCCCUCUGGAUUUCAAUGAACCUGAGAACUGUUGUAAUGCAUCACAGUCAGCUUCAGUUCAGGUGCUGCUGACAAACCUUAUUGCAGGUCACCUGCUUCCACAAGCUUAUCUGUGGAUAACUACCCGUCCUGCUGCAGCGAGCUGCAUCCCUGGACGGUAUGUCGACCGCUUGACUGAGAUACGAGGUUUCAACAGACAGCAGAAGGAGGACUACUUCCUGAAGAAAAUUGACGAUGAAAACUUGGCCAAAAGAGUUAUCGCAAACAUUAAGUCAACAAGAAGUCUGUACAUCAUGUGCCAUGUGCCAGUGUUUUGCUGGAUUUCCUCUAUUGUCCUAGGGGAAAUUUGUGCACAAGUAGGAGGAGGAAAAAUGCCAAAGACCUUGACUCAGAUGUACAUCCACUUUCUGGCCCAUCAAACUGCACAGAUUUAUGUCAAGUACGACAAAGAGCAACAACUGGACCCUCAAGGGAAUAACAAGGUGGUAAUGUCACUUGGAAAGUUAGCCUUUGACCAGCUGGAGAAAGGAAACCUGAUCUUCUACGAGGAAGAUCUUAGAGGUUGUGGUAUUGAUGUUGAUGAAGCAUCUGUCUACUCCGGAGUGUGCACUCAAGUCUUCCGGGAAGAGUCCUGUAUGCAGACUAAAGUGUUCUGUUUUGUGCACCUGUCUGUCCAAGAGUUUCUCGCUGCUCUGUACGUCCAUGUCAUGUACACAGUCAACAGUGUAAACCUUAUGGAGAAAAACCAGAUCAAAAUCAAACUGAUAUCUGAAUUGCACAAAGCUGCAGUGAAUAAAGCCUUAGAGAGUGACAAAGGCCACCUGGAUCUCUUCCUGCGUUUCCUCCUUGGACUCUCCUUGGAGUCCAAUCAUGUUCUGCUCAAAGACCUGAAGAUUCAGGUAAAACCCUUCGAUCCCAAAAGUCAUGAGAAAACCAUCAAGUACAUCAAGGGGAAAAUAAAUCUCUCUGAACCAGAGAGGUACAUCAAUCUCUUGCACUGUCUGAAUGAGCUAAACGACCACUCUCUGGUGGACGAGAUCCAGAACCACCUGGAUUCAGACCGAGACAUGGACACAAACAAGUGGUCUGCAGUUCAGUGGGCAGCUCUGGUCUUUCUGUUGCUGACUUCACCGGAGAAGCCAGAAGAGAUCAUCCUGAAGAAAUACUCCAGAACACAAGGGGGUCUUCAGAAGCUCCUUCCAGCCAUCAAAGCAUGCAGAUCAGCAAAGUUGAAUGAUUGUAAUCUUACUGCAGACUGCUGCCAGGAUCUGUCCUCCAUUCUAAGCUCAAGCUCAAAUGAACUUAAUCAUUUGAAUUUAAGUGACAACAGAUUACAAGACUCAGGAAUCAAGCUUCUCUGCACAGGACUCCAGAGCCCAAACUGCAGACUGAAGACACUGAGGCUAAAUCGAUGUGAUCUGACAAAGUCAUGCUGCCAAGAGUUCGCUUUAGUCCUGAGCCGUCCCACUUCAGAUCUGAGAGAGCUGGACCUGAGUGACAACAACAUUGAAGACUCAGGAGUAAAGCUGCUCUCUAAAGGACUGGGAAAUGUUGGCUGUAAACUUGAAACCCUCAGGUUGUCGUUCUGUAACAUCACGGAGAAAGGAUGCAGUUUCUUGGCCUCAGCAGUAAAGUCCAACCCAUCCAACUGGAGCGAGCUGGACCUGAGCUACAAUCACCUCGGAGAAUCAGGAGUGAGGCACAUUUGUGACGCUCUUGAGGAGGGACGAUGUGAAUUAAACAAACUCAGAGUGGAUCACAGAGCAGAACACUGGUUUAAACCAGGACUGAGAAAAUAUGUAUGUGAGCUUACAAUCGAUCUUAAAACUGCUCACAAACGUCUCGUCGUCUCUGAUGAAGACCGUAAAGUUAGCCAAGCCAGGAAGGAGCAGCCAUAUCCAGAUCACUCUGACCGGUUUGACUACUGGCCCCAAGUCCUGUGCAAGGAGGGCCUUAGGAACCGUUGUUACUGGGAGGUGGAGUGGGAAGGAAAAUGGAUUGGCAUCGGAGUGGCCUACAAGAACAUGAAACGCAAAGGGCAGGACAACGACUGUGUGAUGGGGUACAACAGAAAGUCCUGGAGUCUGCACUGCUCUAGUAAAGGCUACCGCGCUUACCAUAACUUUGAGAGUAUCGUCGUUGGUGUCCCUUUGGCCGGUUGUCGUGGACUGGCUGUUUAUCUGGACUGGAAGGCAGGCAUGCUGUCCUUCUACAGAGUUUCUUCUGGAAGGUCGCUGACACACCUGCACACCUUCUCCACAGAAUUCACAGAGUCUCUCUACCCAAUCUUUAGAGUGUGGGGAACGGACUCGUCUGUGAGGCUGUGCCAGGUGAAAUAACCAACCAAUGAAAAGACUGAUUGAGGAAUUUACACAAGAAAGCAAAGAAUGACAAGUCCAUCUUUUUUUGCAUUUUGAGAAGUUAAGUUUUUUUCAAGUCAUUGUUUAUAAUCUGCUGGAAAACAGUGGAUCGCUCUCUCCGGUGGGGAGUGAGUCUUUGCCCCAGGUGAAGGAGUUCAAGUAUCUCGGGGUCUUGUUCACGAGUGGUCCAGGCAUGCCCAACUGCCCAACCCAAAAAAAUGA
This is a messenger RNA of Labrus mixtus (cuckoo wrasse), 3983 nucleotides long. RefSeq names its product NACHT, LRR and PYD domains-containing protein 3-like. NCBI's taxonomy places the organism in Eukaryota, Metazoa, Chordata, Actinopteri, Labriformes, Labridae. Gene Ontology annotation, molecular function: protein binding. The record is from RefSeq and is a predicted model, not a curated record. Bases 312 to 3740 code for a protein of 1142 amino acids. The transcript is spliced from 15 exons.